Molecule: messenger RNA, 848 nt
Organism: Vicia villosa (hairy vetch)
Lineage: Eukaryota; Viridiplantae; Streptophyta; Magnoliopsida; Fabales; Fabaceae
Product: ras-related protein Rab11A-like
Exons: 2
Coding region: 89-763 (224 amino acids)
Cellular component (GO): endosome
Molecular function (GO): GTPase activity; GTP binding
Source: RefSeq, a predicted model, not a curated record
AUCAAUUAAUCAAUCGCGUGCUACAUUUCAAAUCCAAAAAGCGAAAAAAAGAGAGAAGAAAGAAAAUCAAAGAACCAGUCUUUCAAAAAUGGCGAGUGCAACAGGGUACGGUGACGCGAACCAGAAGAUAGACUACGUCUUCAAGGUCGUUCUCAUCGGCGAUUCAGCCGUCGGAAAAUCUCAAAUACUAGCUCGGUUUGCGAGAAACGAUUUCAGCUUGGACUCUAAGGCGACUAUCGGUGUUGAAUUUCAGACUCGCACUUUGGUUAUUCAACAUAAGAGUGUUAAGGCUCAGAUCUGGGAUACUGCUGGUCAAGAACGGUAUAGAGCAGUAACAAGUGCAUACUACAGGGGUGCUGUUGGGGCAAUGUUGGUCUAUGACAUUACCAAACGUCCGAGCUUUGAUCACAUACCUAGAUGGUUAGAAGAGCUCCGCAACCAUGCUGAUAAGAAUAUAGUCAUCAUUCUUAUAGGAAACAAAAGUGAUCUUGAGGACCAGCGCGCAGUACCAACAGAGGAUGCAAAAGAGUUCGCUGAGAAAGAAGGUUUAUUUUUCUUAGAGACCUCUGCACUGGAAGCAAUUAACGUUGAGACAGCCUUUAUGACUGUUUUGACAGAAAUAUUUAACAUUGUCAAUAAGAAGAACCUGGCUGCUGAUGAGAAUCAGGGAAAUGGCAACUCAGCAACUCUGUCUGGCAAGAAGAUUAUUAUUCCUGGUCCUGCACAAGUAAUCCCUUCUAAGAGUAGCAUGUGUUGUCAGUAAUUCUGAGUUCAUUUAUAAUUUGUUUUGAUUAACUAGAUUUUCCUGGCUCUAUGUUCCUAACUCCAAUUUUUAAUGUUUUGGCGCA